Molecule: messenger RNA, 4785 nt
Organism: Suhomyces tanzawaensis NRRL Y-17324
Lineage: Eukaryota; Fungi; Ascomycota; Pichiomycetes; Serinales; Debaryomycetaceae
Gene: MLT1
Product: Mlt1p
Exons: 2
Coding region: 1-4785 (1594 amino acids)
Biological process (GO): transmembrane transport
Cellular component (GO): membrane
Molecular function (GO): ATP binding; ATP hydrolysis activity; bilirubin transmembrane transporter activity
Source: RefSeq, a predicted model, not a curated record
AUGAAUGUUGAAAACGCAUUCGACCCACUGAAAUCCCUUGCUAAAUUUGCAAUUGCUGAUUACGAGGAAACCAAAAAUAAAGUAUCGCAACCAGGGGUUGAAGAGUUCAAGGUUUUCAACCGGCCAGGCAAUUUUUCGGACCCUGACUGGACUGUUCCUUUAUACUCUCCUACCGGCAAUUCCUUGAACCCUUCCUUCGUGAAUGCUGUGUUAUUAGGACUUACUGGUAUAUUGGCAGCCUUUGCCCUCAUACAGUUGAUCCAAUUGGUGUCUCUUAAGAGCCGCCAAACCACUAACAAAUACACCCCGACCUCGCAGGUGUUUAAGAUAUUCUUGGUAGUGGUCCAAGCGUUCCUCUAUGGAAGCUUGUACUUCUUGGAAGAGAACCUUGCUAAUAGCUCCUUGUUGAGCGGUGCUGCUUUAUGGAGUGCUCUCCUCUUGCCUAUCCAGUUUUAUGAACCUAAAGUGUCAGGAAAUGCAUCUGCUUCAGUGUUGAUAUCGGUGACACUCACCACUGUCAUCUUCGUGGCUGCGGUUGUUCAGGACUAUUUUUCCUCGAUUAAAGUGUUUGCUGCCUCCAAGACAGGUGCUGUCCUUGAGCUAUUGAUCGUGGUAGAUUCCGUGAUUGUUUUAAUUUUGGAAACAAGUUAUUAUCAGCCUGUUUUCGAGAUUGAUGAAGAGAUUGACGGGAUUCCAGUUAAUAUUUUCAGUGUUGUUACUUAUACUUGGAUUACACCUUUGAUCAACCAUAUUUAUGCCAAUCAAAGGGCAGAGUUGGAAGACUUGCCAAAUGUGGGCAAAGAAUUAUUUUGUGAGAAUACUUUUGACAAAUUGGAAGCAAAUUGGGAAAAGAGUACCAGAGAUGCAUCAGUUGCUAAGAAGAAAUUCAAACCAAGUAGAUUCAACAUUUGGGCCAAAAAAUCAGAAGAUAUCAAACCUUCACUUUUGUUAUCAAUUGUUUACUCAUUCAAAGGUUAUGUUAUUGCAUCAUUCAUUUUUGAAUUUUUUGAUAUUUUCUUCAGCUUUGUUCAACCAUUCUUAUUGAGAAGUCUCAUCAAGCAUUUUAAUGAGUCUUUGUCUUUGGAGAUCCCUCCACCAAUUAUCGAAGGAUAUACCAUUGCAUUAACAAUGUUUUUACUCAGUUUGUCAAAAACAAUGUUUGUCAAUCAGAUGUAUCUCAAUAUGUUCAAGUUGGGUUACGUUGUUGAAAGUUCAUUGACCACUCUUAUUUACAAAAAAGCAUUGAAGUUAUCUCCUCACGCUCGGAAAGACAAGCCUACAGGUGAAAUUAUAAAUCACACCACCGUUGAUCUUAGCAUGAUCAAAAUGUUCUGUCAAAGUUUCCAGGAUUUCUUUGGUGCACCUAUCAGACUUAUCAUUUGUUUGUUUUCCCUCUUCGGAUUAUUAGGAAAUGCAACAUGGGGUGGUUUAUUGAUCGGUGCGUUAUUAAUUCCUGUUGCAGUCUAUGCAAAUACGACCAUUUACCCUGUAUAUAUGGGCAUGAUGAAGCACAAGGAUGAAAGAACAGGCUUGAUAAACGAAAUUUUAGUGUCUAUCAAAAGCAUCAAAUUAUACUCAUGGGAAAAACCAUUGAUGAAAAAGUUAAAUGCUAUUAGAAACGAUAAGGAGUUAGCAUCGGCUAAGAAAAUGGGAGUGUUGAAUGCUGUCUUACAAUUCUUGUGGAGUUGUAUUCCAUUUUUUGUAAGUGCUGCAACAUAUUCUACUUUUGUGUUCAUUUACAAAACUCCAUUGACUCCAGAUAUCGUCUUUCCAGCAUUGGUUUAUUUUGAUUUAUUAAGUGAUACAGUAUUGAGCAUUCCUAGUUUAGUUUCCAGCUCAAUUGAAUCCUUUGCAUCUGUUUCAAGAUUAAGGGACUAUCUUUUACUCGACGAAUUGGACUUUGAUAUGAACGGUGCUUAUGUGAAAACAGAUGCCAGUGAUGCGGAGAACUCAAUUGAGAUCCAGAAUUCUACAUUUGUUUGGUCUAAGCACGAGCAAAAACCAGAAUAUAAAGACGAAGAAGACGAAGUCGAAAAUAAUGCGAAAGAUAGCAAUAUUGCCCUCUCUGAUAUUUCAUUCAAGGCAAAGAAAGGCGAAUUGACCUGUAUUGUCGGGAAAGUUGGGAGUGGUAAGACUACAUUGUUGAGAUCCAUUUUGGGUGAGAUACCUCUUUUGACAGCAGAGUAUUCUGAUGACGUCGUCAAUUCUGAGCAAGCUAAAAUUACAGUCAACGGGACAAUCGCAUAUUGUCCACAGUCCCCUUGGAUCUUAAACGCAACAGUGAAGGAAAAUAUCUUGUUCGGGUUUAAGUACGACCGGGAUUUUUACCAUAAAACUAUUGAUGCAUGUGAGUUAGUUUCUGACUUCAAAUCUUUGCCAGAUGGGGAUCAAACUGUCGUGGGAGAGAAAGGUAUUGCUUUGAGUGGUGGUCAAAAGGCUCGUAUUGCAUUGGCCAGAGCGGUUUAUGCUAGAGCAGAUAUCUACUUGUUUGAUGAUAUCUUGUCCGCAGUGGAUUCACAUGUUGGAAAGAAUCUUAUUAAAAAGGUCUUAGCUGACGAUGGAAUUAUUGGCCCAAGAACAAAAAUUUUGGCUACUAACUCUGUCAGAGUCUUACAUCAAGCAAACCAGAUAUUUUUGUUGACCAAGGGGUCUAUAACCGAAAGCGGAACCUACGACGAGGUUAACGAAAGAAAGUCUGACCUUGCUAAUUUGAUAGAAGAAUUUUCUCGUGGAAAGGAUGACGAAGAAGAAGAAGAAGAAGAACAAGACACCCCAAUUGUUGAAGCUAAUGCGAAUGAUUUGAAUGAUGAAAUUCAGCAAUUUCAUGGCGAGGAUGCCGCACCAAAGGUUGAGAACACCCUUCGUAGAGCUAGUGUUGUCUCAUAUAAUCACAAUUAUGAGAAUGAAGAAACUGAAACUGAUGGAGCUGGCAGGAAAACUGGCCAACUGGAAGAGUUCAAAGCAUCAGGAGGCCUCAAAUGGUCGACCAUUGUCGAGUACUGCAAGGCAUGUAAUUACAAAUAUGUCUUUGUCUAUAUUGUUAUGACUUUUGGAGUUACUUUACUUGGGGUUGCUGAGAAGUAUAUUUUAACCUACUGGACCCAAUGGAAUUCGGAUACGGGUGAAACUCAGAGACCAGCAUUUUUCUUGAGUUUUUACAUCUUAUGCGGUAUUACCAGUGGUGCUAUGAUCUUGUUUUCAUCAUUCGUGGUGUGGACAUUCUGUAUUGUUAAAGGUUCUGCUUAUUUCCACGAACGUAUGGCAAACUCUGUGCUUCGUGCACCAAUGUCAUAUUUCGAAACAACUCCUAUUGGUCGUAUCUUGAACAGAUUCACGGAUGAUAUCAGUACAAUUGAUAUGUCUUUACCAUGGAUGUUGAUUAUGCUUGUUUCCUCGGUCCUUCUGGGAAUCAUGGCAAUCGGUAUUAUCAUAAUUAACUUGCCAAUUAUGUUUUUCCUUAUUAUUGGUCUAGUUGUGGUCUACAACUACUACAGGUCUCAGUUCAUUCCAUCCAGUAGAGAAUUGAAGAGAUUACUGAAAGUUUCUAAAAGUCCUCUUUUGGCAACAAUCCAGGAGUCGAUUAAUGGUGUUGAUACCAUUAAGGCAUUCGAUCAAAAAGGAAGAUUUACUCACAAAACAAAAUCAUUGGUUGACAGGAAUAUUUUGAUUCAAUAUGUCAGUCAGUUGUGUAAUAGAUGGUUAUCGAUUAGAUUACAAUUUAUUUCAUCUUCAAUCCUUUUCUUUGCAUCCACGUUGGCAACGAGUUCCUUAUUAACGUCAAAUCCAAUUCAACCCGGUUUGUUAGGCUUCAUCAUGUCUUUUGCUCUUGGAAUAUCUAAUAUCUUGACAAUGAUCGUUAGAAUUUGGUCAGAAGUUGAAAGUCAGUCUGUUGCUCUUGAGAGAAUCUUGGAAUACUGUGCAUUGACACCUGAAGCUCCAAUGAUUGUCGAAAACAACCGUCCAAACGAAAACUGGCCAACUGAAGGUGUUGUAACCUUUAAGAAUUAUGCAACCAAGUACAGAGAGAAUUUAGAUCCAGUGUUGAAGGGAAUUAAUGCCACUAUUAAAGCAAAAGAGAAAGUUGGUAUUGUGGGAAGAACCGGUGCUGGUAAAUCAUCAUUAACUUUGGCUUUGUUCAGAAUUAUUGAAGCUACUGAAGGGUAUAUUGAGAUUGAUGGGGUAAAUACCAGUAAAAUUGGCCUUUACGAUUUGAGAUAUCAUCUCAAUAUCAUUCCUCAGGAAUCACACACCAUCAAGGGAAGUGUAAGGGACAAUUUGGAUCCUUUCCAACAAUAUAGCGAUGAAAGGAUAUGGAAAGUUUUGGAGCUUGCACACUUAAAAGAACAUGUGAGCCAAAUGAGCACUAAACCGACUGAACAAGAACUUAAGGAGAGUUCAAAUCCAGAUGACGAGUCGCCAAAAACUGGAUUACAAGCCAGGUUAGAUGAAUCUGGUUCCAAUUUAUCCUCAGGACAAAGACAAUUGAUGAGUCUUGCAAGGGCGUUGUUGAAUGACAACGCAAAGGUUUUGAUUUUGGACGAAGCAACUUCUUCGGUUGAUGUUGAAACGGAUAAGGUGAUUCAAGAUACUAUUAGAAGUGAGUUCAAGGACAAAACUAUUUUAACUAUCGCGCACAGAUUGGAAACUAUUUUGGACAGUGACAGGGUAUUGGUUUUGGAUAAAGGAGAGAUUAGAGAGUUUGAUGCACCUGAUACUUUGUUAAAGGAUAAGAACAGUAUAUUCUAUUCUCUUUGUAAAGAGGGUGGAUACUUGAAGAGCAAUUAG